AUGUGCUGGAACCUCUGGACCUUCCCUAAGUGUUCCCAUAAACAAGCAGAACUAACCCAAUGUGGUCGCCGCACACUCCUCUGCCGUACUUUGAACCGCGAUGCCACAGUUCUAGACAAUCUCUGUUAUAACUGUACUCUCCACGAUAAAAAGGAAAUGACAGAUUCUAAAUGGAAAAGAGAGGUCAGCAAGGCUGAGGAACUAUAUUGGUAUGUCAAGGGGAUUGGGGGAGCUGUUGGAAUGAGGAGUGGGGAUUAUUGGAGGCUCUGA
This is a messenger RNA of Orbilia oligospora ATCC 24927, 270 nucleotides long. RefSeq lists its product as uncharacterized. The record is from RefSeq and is a predicted model, not a curated record. Lineage: Eukaryota; Fungi; Ascomycota; Orbiliomycetes; Orbiliales; Orbiliaceae. The coding region runs from base 1 to 270 and encodes 89 amino acids. The transcript has 2 exons.